Messenger RNA from Ochotona curzoniae (black-lipped pika), 3060 nucleotides. It is a transcript of the gene KIF17, whose product is annotated as kinesin family member 17. Gene Ontology annotation, molecular function: microtubule motor activity; microtubule binding; ATP binding. The record is from RefSeq and is a predicted model, not a curated record. Bases 1 to 3060 code for a protein of 1019 amino acids. Gene Ontology annotation, biological process: microtubule-based movement. The transcript has 15 exons. NCBI's taxonomy places the organism in Eukaryota, Metazoa, Chordata, Mammalia, Lagomorpha, Ochotonidae.
AUGGCCGCGGAGGCGGUGAAGGUGGUCGUGCGCUGCCGGCCCAUGAACCUGCGCGAGCGGGAGCUGCACUGCCAGCCUGUGGUGACGGUGGACUGCGCGCGCGGCCAGUGCUUCAUCCAGAACCCGGGCGCCGCCGACGAGCCCCCCAAGCAGUUCACCUUCGACGGCGCCUACCACACGGACCACGUCACCGAGCAGAUCUACAACGAGAUCGCCUACCCGCUGGUGGAGGGUGUCACCGAGGGCUACAAUGGCACCAUCUUUGCCUACGGCCAGACGGGCAGCGGGAAGUCCUUCACUAUGCAGGGCCUGCCGGACCCGCCCUCCCAGCGGGGCAUCAUUCCCAGGGCCUUUGAGCACGUGUUUGAGAGUGUGCAGUGCGCAGAGAACACCAAGUUCCUGGUGCGGGCCUCCUACCUGGAGAUCUACAAUGAGGACGUGCGGGAUCUGCUGGGGGCAGACACCAAGCAGAAGCUGGAGCUGAAGGAGCACCCGGAGAAGGGCGUGUAUGUGAAGGGGCUGUCCAUGCACACGGUGCACAACGUGGCACAGUGCGAGCGCAUCAUGGAGAUGGGCUGGAAGAACCGCUCGGUGGGCUACACCCUCAUGAACAAGGACUCCUCACGCUCCCACUCCAUCUUCACCAUCAGCAUCGAGAUCUACGCUGUGGAUGAGCGGGGCAAGGACCACCUCCGCGCGGGCAAGCUGAAUCUGGUGGACUUGGCGGGCAGCGAGCGGCAGUCCAAGACGGGAGCCACCGGGGAGCGGCUCAAGGAGGCCACCAAGAUCAACCUGUCGCUGUCAGCGCUAGGCAAUGUUAUCUCGGCGCUGGUGGACGGGCGCUGUAAGCACAUCCCGUACCGCGACUCGAAGCUCACCCGGCUGCUGCAGGACUCGCUGGGCGGCAACACCAAGACGCUGAUGGUGGCCUGCCUGUCGCCUGCCGACAACAACUACGACGAGUCCCUGAGCACGCUGCGCUAUGCCAACCGGGCCAAGAACAUCAAGAACAAGCCGCGCAUCAACGAGGACCCCAAGGACGCGCUCCUUCGCGAGUACCAGGAGGAAAUCAAGAAGCUCAAGGCCAUCUUGGCCCAGCAGAUGGGCCCGGGCGGCCAGACAGCCCUACUGUCUGGCCAGGAGCCCCAGCGUCCCGGCCAGGGUGAGGAGAAGCUGAUCCCACCUGUGACCCAGCAUGACGCUGAGGCUGAGAAACAGCUCAUCCGGGAGGAGUACGAGCAGCGCCUGGCCCAGCUGAAGGCCGACUACCAGGCGGAGCAGGAGUCCCGGGCGCGGCUGGAGGAGGACAUCACGGCCAUGCGCAAUUCGUACGACAUGAAGCUGUCCACACUGGAGGAGAACCUGCGCAAGGAGACAGAGGCCAUGCUGAAGGCAGAAGUCCUCUACAAGGCUGAGGUCAUGUCCAGGGCCGAGUUUGCCAGCCGGGCAGACUUCACUCCCGCCUUCCAGUAUGAGCUGGUGGACAGGCCCGAGGUGUUUUGCAUGCCCUGUGAGCCGCCCGCGGAUGCCCACGCCCCGGCGGAAGGCUCUGCCUCCUUCGAGGAGCUGCCCAAGGCGGAGGCCUCCAGAUCCGAGGCGUCCUUCUGGUCCAACGAGUCGUCCACGUUUGAGGACGAGGUCCUUCCUGGGCCUACGGAGCCUGUGCACGGGGCGGAGUCCGAGAUGGAGCCCGGGAGCGAGUACUUCCCGCCCGAAGGACUAGGGGCUCAGGCCAUGCUCUGGUCGGAGGACACCGGCUUCCAGGAGGAGGAGCUGCCGCUCACGUCCCUGCAGAUGCUGCCUGACCCCUUUGCCGAGGUGGAAGCCAAGCUGGCCCGGCUCUCCUCAUUCACAGCCAGGACGGAAGAGCCCCGGACCGCAGGGGCCGAGAUCCUGUCGCAGCUCCCCUCUCCAACAGAAGUGCCUGAGCGCAGUGACACAAGCUCGACCAUCGAGCUGGCCAAGGACCCCCCACCCAGGAUGGAGGCUGAGCUGGCCCUGGACAUGGCCGAGGAGGUGGAAGAGGUGUUGUCCACUGCCGGCCCUGGAGCGUGGCUGGAGCCUGAGUCGCAGGUGGUAGUGACGGCUCCAGAGCGACCCCAGCUGGCCACAGCAGGCAUGACAAGGGAGAGCACGGACGAGGUGGUAGUGCUCACUGAGGACCUGCCGCCCAUGGUGGACCAGCAGCAGGUGCUCGCCCGGCUGCAGCUGCUGGAGCAGCAGGUGGUGGGCGGGGAGCAAGCCAAGAACAAGGCCCUGAAGGAGAAGCACAAGGGGCGCAAGCGCUACGCAGAUGAGCGCCGGAAGCAGCUGGUGGCCGCACUGCAGAGCGCAGACGAGGACGGCGGCGACUGGGUACUGCUCAACGUCUACGACUCCAUCCAGGAGGAAGUGAGGGCCAAGAGCAAGCUGCUGGAGAGGGUGCAGAGGAAGCUGCGGGCUGCAGAGGUGGAGAUCAAAGAUCUGCAAUCGGAGUUUGAGCUGGAGAAGAUCGAUUACCUGGCCACCAUCCGGCGGCAGGAGCGCGACGCCAUGUUCUUCCAGCAGCUGCUGGAGCAGGUGCAGCCCCUGAUCCGGAGGGAUUGCAACUACAGCAACCUGGAGAGGAUCCGGCGCGAGUCCUCCUGGGAUGAGGAUAAUGGCUUCUGGAAGAUUCCAGAGCCCGUCAUCAUGAGAACCAGCCUCCCAGUAGCAGUUUCCACCGGGCCGCAGAACAAAACCCCGCGAAAAGCCUCUGCAGCUGACACUGGUGAGGCCGACCUGGAAGAAGACCGCUACCGCGUGAUGCUAAGUCGGAGUGACAGUGAGAACAUUGCCAGUAACUACUUCCGGUCCAAGCGGGCCAGCCAGAUCCUGAGCACGGAUUCCAUGAGGAGCCUCGGGCACCACAACUCGCCACCAGGCCUCAGCUCCCCGCUGGGCAACAGCUUGGCCAUCCCACCCACCCAGGCCACUGAGCUGCCCCAGCCCCGGCCCUUCCGCCUCGAGUCCCUGGACAUCCCCUUCGCCAAGGCCCGGCGGAAGAAGAGCAAAAGCAGCUUUGGCCUCGAGCCUCUGUGA